AUGAGGUGUUGUGCUCAUAUUGUAAACUUGAUUGUUAGUGAAGGAUUAAAAGAGAAGCAUGAUUCGAUUGCUAUCAUUAGAGAUGUUGUAAGAUAUGUUAGGUCUUCUCCCUCUAUGCUCAAAAGGUUAAAAGAAGUUGUCAUAGAAGAAGGAAUUGAAUGCAAAGGACUUAUAUCUUUAGAUGUCCAGACGAGGUGGAACUCUACAUAUCUCAUGCUUAAUUGUGCAUUAAAAUUCCAAAAGACAUUUGAAAGUUUAAUGUCAAAUGCAAAUUUUUUGAAGUAUUUUGAUGAGGAUGAAAAAGAUGGAAAGAAAAAGGAGAGGCCACCUACUGAAACGGACUGGGAGAAUACAAAAGUAUUUGUGAAGUUUUUGGAGACUUUCUAUGAGGUAACAUUAAGGUUUAUUGGAUCAACCUAUGUUAUGAUAGACAAUUACUUUGUUGAAAUAUGUAACAUGCAGCGCACUUUGUAUAGAAUGGCAGUUGAGGAGGAUGACCUGUUUUUGAAGAAGUAUGCUUCAUUGCAUGAUGAGUUUGUACAACAAAGGAAAGAGGAAGAUGGUGGUAAGACAGAGAAUGAGGUUGAUAGGUAUCUAACUGAGGAGGCCGAACCUAUGAUUGAGGAUGAAAACUUUGACAUUUUGAAAUGGUGGGAUGAAAAUGCAUCCAAGUAUAAGAUCUUGUCAACCAUUGUUCGUGAUGUGUUAUCCAAACCAGUUACAACUUGGAGCAGUUCACAUCAACCAUUCAUUGUUCGAGACUACAUGGAUGAAGUAAAAGUGCCAGAGACAUCAGAGAUUCUCGAGUCUAAGAUCACAAGUGAUAGUGCUACUGUUAGUGCUAGUGAAAAUAUUUUUGCUUCGCCUUCGCCUUCUGGUUCUGUCAAUGCUCCAUAUACAGCCUCAUCUGCUGCACAAGGAACUGAAUGA
Molecule: messenger RNA, 930 nt
Organism: Humulus lupulus (European hop)
Lineage: Eukaryota; Viridiplantae; Streptophyta; Magnoliopsida; Rosales; Cannabaceae
Product: zinc finger BED domain-containing protein RICESLEEPER 2-like
Exons: 4
Coding region: 1-930 (309 amino acids)
Molecular function (GO): protein dimerization activity
Source: RefSeq, a predicted model, not a curated record